UAUAGUAAUAUCAUUUGUAAGCCUUGCAUCAGUCCCUGAUAAUGCCCUCCCCCUCUCUACACCUGUAGAAAGUUCAGACCCAAUUGUACCAACCUUAAUGGACCUCUCUCAUCUGGAUAUUGAUAUGGCCAGUACUACCCCCUCUGAAACAAGCAACACACACAUUGGACAGUCCAGAGCCAAUAGAUACAAACAGCACUCUCAUGAGUAA
Molecule: messenger RNA, 211 nt
Organism: Dentiscutata heterogama
Lineage: Eukaryota; Fungi; Glomeromycota; Glomeromycetes; Diversisporales; Gigasporaceae
Source: the annotation of a GenBank genome assembly